Molecule: messenger RNA, 884 nt
Organism: Oppia nitens
Lineage: Eukaryota; Metazoa; Arthropoda; Arachnida; Sarcoptiformes; Oppiidae
Product: myosin-2 essential light chain-like
Exons: 1
Coding region: 309-752 (147 amino acids)
Cellular component (GO): myosin II complex
Molecular function (GO): calcium ion binding
Source: RefSeq, a predicted model, not a curated record
UCUCAGUACAGUCUCAAUAUGUUUGUGAAUAUACUAAAGUGGUAUUAGUAUUAACAUUAUUAAUGUUAGUGUUUGCCUAUCAUAUUAUACAUAUAUACUGUAUAUAAAAGUUUUGUUUGUUUUACAAUGAAUUGGAAGUUAUUUUAUUAUAAGUACUAUUAAAAAUAAACUAAACUACAAAAUAGUUUAAGCGUUAAACAACUGUUAGUUUAAUAACAUAUUUGUGUAAUAAAGCGAUUACUUGUGUUUUUUAGUAUUAUUAUUACAAAUUUUUAUCGAUUUCAUUAGUAAAUAGUAAUACUGUAAUAAUGUCUGCCAUUAGUGAGGAUCAGAUUCAAGAAUAUAAGGAAACGUUUGCAAUAUUUGACACCAAAGGCGAUGGUAUGAUAGGUGUGUCCCAAUUGGGUGAUGUCGCCCGUGCUUUGGGUCAAAAUCCUACUGAAGCUGAAAUCAAACGGUGUUGUCAAGAGUUUACAGCCGAAGAACGGAUCAGUUUUGAUAAGUUUUUGCCAAUUUUUCAGUCGAUAGUCAAGAAUAGAGUAAAGUAUUCUUCCGACGAGUUUGUCGAAGGUUUGAGACAUUUCGAUAACGACGGCUCCGGUUAUAUUAGUUCGGCUGAAUUGAGACAUCUAUUGACGGCAUUGGGAGAAAAGUUGACCGACGAUGAGGUCGAACAGAUUAUGGUCGGUAUGGAGGACGAGGAGGGAAGGGUUAACUACGAAUACUUUGUCAAACAGAUACUUCAUGGAUAGACAUCACAACUAGUUAUAUAUCGAAAUUUAUAUCGAAAUUUAUUGGUUUUAAAUUAUUAUUAUUAUUAUAUUUAGUUUUAAUACUUAUUUAAAUUCUACAUUUUUAAUGAAUUAUAUUUUUCUCAUAUUAUA